AUGGCCGUAAGCAUCAGUAGCACGGAUAACUACUGCCCGAUGGAUACGCCUGCUCCGGAAAAUAAAUCCUGGGCCCGCAAGAUGGUGACGACAUUGACUUUCUGGAUCGUUGUGGGCAUGAUUAUUGGUAUUCUUUUGGGUCAGUUUGCCCCCACCUUUGCGGAGAAGGCUGCUCCUAUGAAGAAUGUUUUUCUACGUACGGUGCAGUUUAUUGUCUUCCCACUCGUGUUUUCAUCCUUGGUGAUUGGUAUUGCCGAUCAGAAAGACAUGAAACAGCUUGGCCGUCUUGCCAUCAAGUCCAUCAUUUACUUUGAACUCAUCACAUCCUUGGCACUUAUCAUCGGUCUCGUUGCUGUUAACAUUGUCAAGCCUGGCAAAGUAGGACUUACUCAAGGUGACGACUUUGAGAAUGAGGCCAAGUCGACGUUCACGCUAGAAAAGUGGAUUGAACACUUGACCCCAAAAACGUGGGGUGAGAUGAUGGGUGGCAGCGGCUCAUCAGAGCUGCUUCAGGUGCUAGUGGCCGCGAUCCUUACGGGCGUGGCUACGUCUCAGCUGGAGGAUAAACAUAAGCACCUGAUCAUAGAAUUUGCACGUGCAGUACUAGAAAUGAUGUUCAAGUUUGUAGACAUUGUGAUCUGGACGGCUCCCAUCGGCGUGUGCUUUGCGAUCGCUGACGCCAUUGGCUCAAAUGGUCUUUCAGCUUUAAGUAGUCUGGGUGUGCUUGUGGCUACGGUGUAUGUGACAAUGCUGUUUUUUAUCGUCGUUGUAUUCGGCACUGUGUGUCUAAUUUUCAAGAUCAACCCGACGGAGUUCCUUAUUGCCAUGAAGGAGCCACUUAUAAUUGCCUACACGACGGCCACGUCGGAAGCUGCACUGCCCAAGGUGUUUGAAGCCCUCGAGAGGUAUGGCGUGUCCCCUCAUAUCUCAAGCUUCGUUGUGCCAUUUGGCUAUUCGUUCAACCUGGAUGGUUCGACCCUGUACCUGUCGCUGGCCUCCGUCUUCUGUGCACAGGCCUCGGGUGCCGACAAGUCGGUAGGCGAGCAGAUUGUCAUGAUCUUGAUGCUCAUGAUCUCGUCCAAGGGCGUGGCUGGUGUGCGCUCGGCUACCCUCAUCGUCAUCGCGUCGACGCUAGACCAGUUUGAUGUACCAUCGUGGCCCGUAGCUCUCAUCCUGGGUGUUGACUGGCUCAUGGACAUGUUGCGCACGCUGACGAAUGUCAUGGGAAACUGCCUGGCAUCGAUCGUCAUGGCGAAGUUAGAGCAUGAGUUUCGCAAAGAGGGGUGGGAGCGCGAGUUUAGGUCGGCACAUAGUGGCGAAGACAAGAUGGAGGAGAAGCUGAGCAAUGUGUCGGAUAUUGAGGAGGCCCGGCGCUGA
Peronospora belbahrii is the source of this 1377-nucleotide messenger RNA. The record is from the annotation of a GenBank genome assembly. NCBI's taxonomy places the organism in Eukaryota, Oomycota, Peronosporomycetes, Peronosporales, Peronosporaceae.